GACAGCGGCGUCCAAAACGUGACUCAUGUGACAGAGGUAGGUCACUCUUCUAGCGAGAGUAAGAGGGGUUUAUUUAACACGGAGCUCUAGUGUCCUCCCCCACUUUCCCAACGCGCAACCAAGAUUAGUGCAUCUUCAUGGCUACCUCUUGACUGACUUCGUGGAGACCUCCGGGACAAUUUACUCCCAUUCUGCGACAAAUAUAAUAAUAACAACAAUUGAAAUAUAAAGGAAAAUACAUUUUCUCUAGAUAUUGUUAAUCUCGAGUUAGUAGGAAUACUGAACGAUUUUUGUGAAAGAAUUUAAGGACGAUUUACUUGUAUUAAAUUUCAUAUGCAUCCUUGAGUGAAUACAUUGUAAAAACAAGCUUGCCCUUUCGUGAUUAGUUUGGAGUAGGCCUAAAGAUAAUGCAAAUGGAAAGGAUUCAAAGGGCGCAACCCCCUCCCAAGUACCAGCAGGCUGAGCUGUCUGACAUGCAAGGGAUGGAUUUCCCUAUAUAUGUAUACAAAUCCCGUCGGGGAAUGAAACGAGCAGAGGAGUGCAAGGAAAACUACAAACUACCUCAUCGACUUAUUGAGAAGAAAAGGCGAGACAGGAUAAACGAGUGCAUCGCUCAGUUGAAAGAUUUAUUGCCUGAGCACCUGAAACUUACAACUCUUGGCCAUCUGGAGAAGGCUGUGGUUUUGGAGCUCACGCUCAAGCAUGUGAAAGCCCUCACCACUCUACUGGAAAACCAGCAGCAGAAAAUCCUCGCUCUGCAGAAUGGCAUGCAAAUCGAGCAGUCCUCUCCCAGCCAGGAGAACAGUGAGGAGAUGUUCCGCUCAGGCUUCCACGUCUGUGCCCAGGAGGUUUUACAGUACCUGGCCAACCAGGAGGGUGACGGAGACCUCACACCCUCCCACAUGAUCAACCACCUGCACAAGGUGGCCACUGAGAUCCUCCAGGGCCCUCCCCACAGCCCCUGGCCCGAAAAGACCCCCAGCCACCACCACCACCAGGCCCAGAGGGAGAAGCCUGUAGGCCAGCCCCCCAAGCCCAGCGAGGGCCACAGGAAGAACCGUGUGCCCGUCAUACAGCGGGCGUAUGCCCAGGUGGGCGGUGAGCAGAGCGGCAGUGAUACAGACACAGACAGCGGCUACGGUGGCGAGCAGGGUGAGCAUCUGGCGUCGCGUGCAGGGUACUACGGCCAAGAGAGCCAGCUGAAGAGAGCGCUGGGCGAAAAGCAGGAAGAUGAGCCUCACCACAAACAUGCCCGGGUGGAGUCAUCUGAAGACGAGUUUCUCUCAGGUGGAGAGUCAUCCUCAUCAUCCUCCUCCAGCGGUCACGGCAGCUACAUGAGCGUCUAUUCCCCCCACCAGGCCCAACCUCAUCCUCUCUGCAUGCCCUUCUACCUCAUCCCCCCUUCUGCUGCCGCAUAUCUGCCCAUGCUGGAGAAGUGCUGGUACUCUGGGGCCAUGCCCAUGAUCUACCCUGGCCUGGGGGGCUCCGCACAGGGCAUGCCUAGCGACACGCAUGCCCAACCUUCCCUGAUUACGAUAUCCCCCAGGGGGCACUCUCCCUCUCCCCCCACUGUGGCCCAGAGCCCCAUGGACUCACCAGCCCUCCUCCAAGCGUUAAAGCCCAUUAACCUGGAAACCAAAGACUGAGAGACCACUGAACAGUGUUAUUGAACAUAGAGACUGCUCUGCCGAGAGGGAACAUGGGGGAGAACAUGACUGACAGUCAGAUCACCCGCCACCACCCCUCUCCCCUGGUCCCUCACCCCAGAGGUCAGAAGACAGAAGGGAGACAGACAGAGAGCAUGCAGCUGAUCUGGUCCCGGACCGGUGAUGCAUCAUCCACAGCCACACUGCUGCGAAGAGAAGAAAGAGUGAAGGUGUAGAAUGAAGACAGCUCAACCUGUUACCUGACCCUCAACCCUCUGAAUGUUUGACUUAAAAUGCAUACCCCCACCAGAGCGCUGAGUGCACCAUUGACCCCACUGAUCUGGACCUGCCCUAAACACUCACCCUUGGUUGAAUGUAAAAGAGAGGAUAUCCCGUAGAUGCUGCUGUUGAGGUUUCUACAUGCUGAUAACACUGACAGGUCUCCGUUGUAGCUGCUGCCAUAGAGACACAUACCGUCCUUCUAAAUCAUGUUACACCUAAUGUCAACAGUCACCUUUCACCCAAAGGUCGCUGUCUAUCUACCUUAGGUAACCAUUGCCAUCACUGACAAUGCCCUUUGCCCCAUUUCCUAUGACAACAACAAGUGCUCUGACUAAAAUAAUGAUCCCCACAACUGUACAGCCAGGAGCAAAGGGUACGCCAAUUCCCACUUUAUGGAGUUAGUGAUGUCAUCACGUGACCAUGUCGAGUUGGCAAUUCACUGACUGUUGAGAUGGAUUAUCUGUCAUUAUUGUGUAUACUUCUUGUACAUCUCUAUUUUUGAUAUGUGUCCUAAUUCUCGGACUAGAGAGAGGGGUAGUUAGAGUGUGGAUAGUAAUUUUAGUGUAAAAUAAACCCUGUACAUACUGUAGCCCUGUGCUGGCCCUGGUCUGCGGUUUUCAGCAAUCCGCUUCUCCUUAAGUCAAACCUGGUGUUUGUUCAUGCUGUUGCCUUUUACUUGUGAAAAGCUGAUAAAAACAUCAUCAGAUGUUUAUUAAAUGUAUUUGUAUGAAUACUGCAGUCUAAGGAGUUGGCGAGAAGUGAAUGUAUACGUUUUAACAUAAUAUUUGUUUUCUAUAGAAAGAGGUACUUGGGACCUACCAGAAAGUUGUUGAUGUACAUACUUUGUCUAUAAAUGGUGAUAUACAUUAUAUAAGCGUAUUAAUAAAGUAUUUUUUUCCUGUG
This is a messenger RNA of Salmo salar (Atlantic salmon), 2831 nucleotides long. Its product is annotated as class E basic helix-loop-helix protein 40. The record is from RefSeq and is a predicted model, not a curated record. Gene Ontology annotation, biological process: regulation of DNA-templated transcription. Gene Ontology annotation, molecular function: protein dimerization activity; DNA binding. Lineage: Eukaryota; Metazoa; Chordata; Actinopteri; Salmoniformes; Salmonidae.